AUGGCUGAGACCAGGCGACUUACGGACCUGAUCCACGGUCACGUAGGAAGUCUUACUUAUAUACCACCUGAGAAUGCGACAACGCAACCUGGGACUUUUCACUCCAGUCGCGUAACUGCUGAAGCGCCACAUUUCAAGGUUGUUGGAUCUUCAGCGGAGUUGUACCCGCCUUCAAAAACCCCUUCUCCAGAGAUCUCGUCCAACCUGUGGCAGGAAAGGAGAGUACAAAAGCGAUGGCUUCUCCAGGCUCAUCCCGAAGCCUUCAUGGGUAACUCAGCGCUGUCCGAGCUUCUCCAGGAGAACAUGAGUCGCUACUCAAAGGUCGAGGGAGAAGUUAGCGAUCAACCGUUGCUUGCUAUCGGCCAAAUGACGAAUGUGUCGGAUCAUUCGAGAAUCACUGGAUCACCCAUGCUUGCGGCUGCUACGGGAGAGUCAGGAGAGCUACUUAGACUGGCUCGGAUCGAUCAAUCGAAAUGGAAAUGGGGAAAUGACAAGCGCACGACUCUUCAGCCUUCUGUGAUAGACCCCGAUGAUCCCGAGGAAGAGGCCAUUUGGGCCAGCGAUGGUCUGCCAAUCUCUCAAGUCAAAUUCGCGACCAGUCUCACACGAUAUGAUUCCAUUCGUUGGCUCAUCGUUCAAAAGCAAACUUCGACCACCAUUCUCCAUCCAGAGUAUCACAAGGUUCCAGUGGCUCAAUCGUCCGCUUCCGAUUCCGACAUUCAUCAACCACGGCUGUCGCGAAUCGAUCCUAACCCGAUCCUGACCAUCUCCCAUAAGUCGACUGGCGGUAACGCGCAGGUAGAUGUCGCAUUCAAUCCAAAUUCUAAGGGCCUGCUCCCACAGAUCGCCAUCAUUGACGAAUGCGGAUAUUGGUCCAUAUGGGACAUCUUAGGGGGAAACAAGCUGAAAACACGACUUCUACCUUACUCGUGCGGACAUAUCUCGGAUGGAUUAUUGAACGAAUUGCCCUCGACGACAGAGCAUCCCGCUGAAAAGCACGGGGUUCUAUUUGUCGGCACAGCCAAAGUGGACAGUUUCUGGGAAGAUGGUUCACAAAGCUCUGAUGACUUUAAAGGACCCGCGCAACGAUCCAGUCAUCUACUGAUCUGGAACAGGGAAAAGUACGAGGUCAUCGAUCUCGUGUCGCACAUAGCUCUGCCUCGGCUAUCGUUGUUGGCUCGUCCAAAGUCCAAGCCUGAUGCAAUCCUUGACAUCAGAGUCAGCCCAGCCAACCAGAAUCACAUAUUCGUCUUAACCAUGCGCACCAUUUACUGGAUUGACUUAUUUGCGAAAGGCACGCUGGAGGAGGAUGUAGGACCAACCCCGACUAUUCUGAUAUCCUGCCCUCGUUUGUUGGACAGAGAAGGAUUGCGAAUGACAACAUGCCUUACUUCAGAAGGUGGACAAGAGACUGCUAUGGUGUUCGUCUUUUCUCCGACUCAUAGACAACUUCAAACCUACUGGUUCGGACAGUCAAAGUCAAGCGGCCUUCCUUAUUGGCAUCGUGACACACUUACUCUUCCUCAAAAUGCUGGAUCGGCCAGUGGUGAUAUUCAAUCACUCGAAAUCCAUCCGGUCAAGCUCACGCGGGAUGGGGACGCCUCGUCUGGCUUUGGGGCCGAUUAUUACCGUGCAGGAGUUCAGUUCUACCAAGGCAGCAUCCUGAGCAAGAAUUUGGGUGUGCAAUACUGCAUCUGUGUCUCAGUCAAAGAUCGCAAUAUGCAGAUUACGUUACCUAGUGGGCGGGUUGGUCGCAACAAGUCAGACGAAGCGCAGCGCUGGAAGAAGAAACGAAAACAGUUCAUUAGACAUAUGGGCAGCACGUUUGUGCUUCCCGAAGGCAUGGCUGAUGACAACAUCAAACAUGUGGUAAAACAUAACAAUCGAUCCAAGGACCUCGACGAGAUAAAGAGCAGAGCAUCUGCAGUCUUGGGCCCUGUAAGCUUGAACCUGGAUGGCUUGUGCCGUUCCCUUCAGAAGACGUUGCUGGCUAUUUCAGACAGCGUUCAUGAUAUACCGCCCGCCUUGCUUUCAGCUAUCCAAGAGAACAUCACUGAGGGGGUGGCUGAAGGGAGACUGCCCCUAAAAACUUGGAAGGAAAUCGGCGACGAGCUUGGUCCAAUGGACUUACGAAAUGGUUUUCACGAAAGACAACCCGAUAUGCUCGAUUUGUUUGCAGGUGGUGAUGGACAAACAGUCGUGACGCAACUCGGAAGACAGACUUCGCAGGAGUGGAUUCGAGAACUCGUCAGCUUGUCGCAUCUUAACCAAACAUACGUUGACCUUUGGCUUGAUCCGCUGGAAGGAAGAAUACCCCAGCAAGAGGAGGAAAUAAUAAGGGGAUGGAUCGCAGACCUAGCUAAGGAUAUGUUUCUGGCAACAGCCGGAGUCAUGGUUCAAGAUGUGCCUCUUCUACGGCCGGCAAGCCAGGAGGAAGAUGGACGAGCUCAGCCCACUCAGUCGAGUGUAGUUCGAAACAAGCCAUCGCAAUCAUCAGAAGGUGGAAUUCCUUCAUCACCUCUCGUUGCGACACCAAACAGUGCCGAUGAUGCAGCGAUCAGGCGACUACAGCUCCUCGCACCAUCAUUGAGAUUGGACAAGAUGGAAAAUGCCAAACCGUCUAACGUGCUGUCAUACUGGCCCACUGAGCGUGGUAUCAGCACAGAUGACUACAUAUCUAGUGUUGCCGUUGCUACCGAUAGGAAGUUUGACGACGCAAGGUCACGACUGCAAAGGAUCGAAAACAAGCGCAAGGCCCAGAACGACAAGUACAAACUACCACCGUUUAUGAGAGAGGGCAGAGACCCCAAGGCCGUCAGGACUUCGGUGCGAACUACAGCGGGCAACCCCAUGUCUUCGCCGAUGCGUCCUCGGAGAGAAGAGCCCAUGGCACUGCCGCCGAUAUCUGUUGCUCCCACGCCUCAAACCAUGUCGAGUCAGCAAGGCAUACCUUCGUCUUCACAGAGUCAAGGGCUCUUUGGGCCCUCGUUUGCUAUGAGCCAGCCUGUAUCGGGCAUCUUCGGGGAUAGGAAGAAGGCGAAGAAGAAUAAGAGGAAGAGUGGAUUUAGAUGA
Molecule: messenger RNA, 3072 nt
Organism: Fusarium mangiferae
Lineage: Eukaryota; Fungi; Ascomycota; Sordariomycetes; Hypocreales; Nectriaceae
Exons: 2
Coding region: 1-3072 (1023 amino acids)
Biological process (GO): nucleolar large rRNA transcription by RNA polymerase I
Cellular component (GO): RNA polymerase I core factor complex
Molecular function (GO): RNA polymerase I general transcription initiation factor binding; RNA polymerase I transcription regulatory region sequence-specific DNA binding
Source: RefSeq, a predicted model, not a curated record